Triplophysa dalaica is the source of this 1539-nucleotide messenger RNA. It is a transcript of the gene cd247, whose product is annotated as CD247 molecule. The record is from RefSeq and is a predicted model, not a curated record. Gene Ontology annotation, molecular function: transmembrane signaling receptor activity. NCBI's taxonomy places the organism in Eukaryota, Metazoa, Chordata, Actinopteri, Cypriniformes, Nemacheilidae. The coding region runs from base 294 to 743 and encodes 149 amino acids. Gene Ontology annotation, cellular component: membrane. Gene Ontology annotation, biological process: cell surface receptor signaling pathway. The transcript has 8 exons.
GACCUUCCACUUCAGAAAACAACUUCUAAAGCACAGCUCUCACAGGUUUUCUUUGGCAUCUUCAGUUCACUGCGGGGUCUCAGAAUGUAAAGUAGGCCGCGAGUGGAAGCCUCCCAGCGUGCGUGUGUGCGUGUUUGUAGGUGGUAUGUGUGUAGAAACAGGUGGAGCUCAGAGGAGCCUCUUCCUGUCAGCAAACACAACUCCAGCAUCAAACAUCACACAGUGACACAUGUGAUCUGUGACCUUAUGCCACGACAUCCGUGAACAUCAGCAGCUCUGAGUCCAUCAUCAUCAUGAUAAAGAAGAGAACAUUGACUGUCCUGCUGUCCAUCACACCUCUCACAGAGGCAUCUUCGACGUUCUUAUAUGACCCCAGAUACUGUUACAUUCUCGAUGGUCUUCUACUCAUCUACGGCAUCCUCAUCACCGCUUUCUUUGUGCGCGAGCGGUUCAAGAAAAAGACAGUUAAACCAGAGGAAUCGCCGUACCAGACCAUCAAUAAGAGCGGCCGAGAAGUGUACGAUGUCAGAAACCAAAGACAGGCUGAAGAAGCUCGUGGGGGUCGCAAGAGAGGAGAAGAUGCAUACAUGCCUCUGCAGAAGAAAACAGACGACACGUAUCGUGAGAUUGAAGUCAAACCUGAUCGACACCGGCGGGGUGAUCAGGUGUAUCAGGGUCUGAGCUCAGGGACGAGGGACACGUAUGAUGCUCUGCACAUGCAGUCUCUUGCUGCAGCCCGUUAAACUCAGUUUUUCUACAAUCCCUUUGUACAAUCCAUACAGUCCACUGUCUCUCACAUCUUCAACUGUACAUGUUGUUUUGUUUUCUAAUAACUGAUAUUAAGUGUUAUUUUCAUUAGUCCUUGUUCUACAAUGAUGUAUACAUUUUCAUAGUGAGCACACAAACACACACACAAACAUAUCAAAAUAUAUUUAUAUACCACACACACAAGUAAACUAGGUUUUAGAAGAAUUCAAAAUGAUAACUCAAUAAUGUAAUACAUCAUUCCUACCCGUAAUUAAUUCUGUAAAACAACAAACGCUGUCUUAAUUGCUUUCAUUAUAGUAAAAAUAAUUGCGUUUGUCAUGAACUACAUGACCAAAAAUCUUCUGGAUGUUUUUGAUACAUAUAAAUACGUAACACACACAGUUUCAUAAUCAGAUUAAUAUAUUAUUUCAAUUUAUUAUAGCCCAACAACAGUCAAGCCAAAGAUGAGUUUAUUUAUCACAAUUUCAGGAUCCAAGUGUUUUUAAGUCAGAUUUCAACACUGUGUUAUUUCUUUAUGAAACAUUAUUGGCACACACACACACAUACGCGCGCUCUGUGUGCCAAUAAUGUUUCAUAAAGAAAAUACACAGUGUUGAAAUCGUUCAUUUAUUUCAAAGCUGUCUGACAAAAUGUUUCAUAAUUUUACUGUGUUUUCUGUAGCAUAAUUCUGCUUUAGUCUUUCAAACUGAGAAUGUUUCAAAUCUGUGGUGGUUAAAUUGUUUGUUUGAGGUUUUAGAAUGUUAUACAAAUAAAAUAGAUUUUCUUAUGUCA